Messenger RNA from Peronospora matthiolae, 2073 nucleotides. Lineage: Eukaryota; Oomycota; Peronosporomycetes; Peronosporales; Peronosporaceae. The record is from the annotation of a GenBank genome assembly.
AUGAACGGAACGGCCGUGGGUAUCUGCAAUGGACACUUUGUUGAUGCCCGAGGCCGCGUUCGGCUUCUCCGUGGGGUCAACCUGGGCGGCUCGUCGAAGCUCCCUUUUGACUACCGUCAUACGAAUCGUCACUGCAGUAGCAGCGAUAGUUUCUUCGAUACCGCGCGCAGCGUUUCAUUUGUCAAUCGUCCGUUCCCGCUGAGUGAAGCGCCUUUGCACUUUGCAAGGCUCCAGCGCUGGGGCUUGACGCUCCUUCGCUUUGUCGUUACGUGGGAGGCGAUCGAGCACGGCGGACCAGGAGUGUACGAUCACGAGUUUCUAGGCUACGUACGGGCUAUCAUUAGUCUUGCAGCAGACUACGACCUUAGCGUGUACGUUGAUCCGCACCAAGAUGUAUGGUCGAGAUGGACGGGAGGAGAUGGAGCGCCAAUGUGGACGCUGGAAAGCGUGGGCCUUGAGCCGCGCAACUUUGAAGCAACAAAGGCAGCGCUGUGUAUUGAAACGUGUGGAGUAGAGGUGAAAAAGUUCCCGAAAAUGAUUUGGCCGACGAAUUACUUCAAAAUGGCGUGUGCUACGAUGUUUUCACUCUUUUGGGGAGGUGCUAAAUGUGCGCCGUCGUGCACAGUCGAUGGCGUUCAAGUACAAGAGUAUUUGCAGUCGCACUAUUUGAAUGCAAUGGCACGGUUAGCCGAAGUGUUGGAGGGAUUGACAAAUGUUAUUGGCUUCGGGACGAUGAAUGAGCCGUCCAGUGGAUAUUUGGGACUCAAGGACUUGAGCAAGCACUUCCAUCCAGGAGAGCUGAAGUAUGAAUUGGCACCCACACCAUUCCAAGGCAUGGCUUUGGCUGACGGCUGUCGGCAAGUUAUCCAGCGCUGGUCAAAUGGUGCAAACCAACACGUGUUUGGACGACCCGAUGCGCUUGUGACGGUGGAUCCCAAGGGAGUACGCGCUUGGCAGAAAGGCCGACGCUGCAUAUGGAAGGAGGAAGGUGUUUGGGACGUGGACGAACGAAUCGGGACACCAGUCUUGCUGCGUCCAGAUCACUUUGCAGGCAUCAUGUUUGGUCGGGAUUGCUAUGUGCCUUUUGCAGCGCGCUUCAGCGAUCGCAUUCGAAGCAUCUUGCCCCAUGUUUUGCUUUUUGUCGAGCUUCCGCCACUAGAGUUCAGUAUAGAUGAGUUCCCUGACAUCGAUGAUACACUCAUUCCACGUGCAGUCAAUGCUACGCAUUGGUACGAUGGGGUCACGUUAUUCUUGCGUGCGUGGCGCCCGUAUUUCACAGUGGAUCCGAGAACAAAGCGUCCUGCUUUCGGCUCUACUGCUGUGCGGAAAAUGCAUAUGAAGCAACUGGAGGGUAUCAAGGUCUAUGGCAAAGAACAGAUGAAAAAUGCUCCGACACUCAUCGGUGAAACCGGCAUCCCUUUUGAUAUGCACGGUGGCUCAGCAUUCCGGAGCGGUGACUUUCGUGCGCAAAUCGGAGCCCUGGACAAUACUAUCUCUUGUCUAGAGGCCUCGUUGGUUUCAUUUACGCUUUGGUGUUACACGUCGGACAAUUGCAAUGACUACGGCGAUCAAUGGAAUAUGGAGGACUUGAGUUUAGUCAGCAAUGUCGAGUCCGUGGGGUCGGAGAGACUACCGUCGGCCUCAAAUCCAGACGCCUGUGCGCGAGCGAUUUGGGCAUUUGCUCGUCCCUAUGCUACACAUAUUACAGGCACUCCUGCUAAGUCAGAGUUCAAGCUUUCGCACGUGCGCUACGAGCUGAAGUACUUUUCGACGCCAAGCAAGUCCUGUGGGACUUCCGUGCAGCACCCAACGGAAGUCUUCGUGCCGCAUUUGCAGUACCCCAAGGGUUACGCAGUGGAAGUGUCCGAUGGCCACUUUUGCUGUCAAUCGUACAACGGGUGGGACAUCGUGUCGUUCUUGCAUGAUCCAUCCAAGGCUGAUCAUUGGCUCGUGAUUACAUCAAAGGACACAAGAAUCGGAAAGCGUCGUCGGGCACGCGUUUGUAAGAGGCAGAUGAUGAUGCCUUUACUCUUGGCAAUCGCUGGCCUCUUAUUGUACUUGAUUCUUGGAUAA